UUGGACUUUUGACUGUUAAAGUUUAGAACUUUAGAUUGUUUUCAGUCAACAAAAUGUUAAAUAAUAUUUUAUAUGAUAAAACGUUAAAGUUAUGAGUUUUUAUUUGUAUAGUCCAACUGGCAAUGUUUCCUUUCACAAACUUGAAGAAUAUGCAUUGAAACGACUUCAGUUUUUGCUGCGGCUUGUUGUUUGCCAAGACGAAAAUGAAAUUGAAGAUGUUCUACAAGAUGCAGAUAUUGUUGAUCAAAGUGACUGCUUAAUCACAGGCACUGCAAAAGAUGCUAUUUCACAUUACGCCCUUAGACUUACACUUGGAGGAUUGCCAGAAACAUCAUCAUUUUUCUUUGAAUCUGAGCUGUCACUGUUCAAGCUUAGAGUUCAGAAGAUGUUUGAAGAUGAAUGGACACAGUUGUUCAGCUCCCUGGAUAGAUCACUACAGGGACAUAAGGUGAGGAUCUCCAACUGUCACAAAACUCCAGAAGAAGAGAUUGGCUGCCUGUUGAACACACUCAAACAAAAGUUCUGCAACUGGGCCCAACUAGCAAAAGAAAUGUGUAGUGACAAAUCUAAAGUUUUUGUUCAACUUCCGUUCCAGAUGCUGCUUAAGUUAGUAGCUAAUCGUCAGGUGUCUAUACAUCAGGGGAUGGCAGAGGUUCCUGUCCCCCUCAUAAAGGCUGUGCUAGCUGAACUGUAUGAGAAAGUUUUACAGAGAGCUGUGAGGCAGGCAGCUACAGCCAGAGUUGCUGCAGUCAGAGAUGAGAGGAUUCACAGACUUGCCUCCAGACUUCUGACUAACACAGAACAAUGUGGCACCUCACUGCUCCACUGUGUCAUGCCUCCCUAA
Molecule: messenger RNA, 844 nt
Organism: Physella acuta
Lineage: Eukaryota; Metazoa; Mollusca; Gastropoda; Physidae
Biological process (GO): DNA replication initiation; DNA replication, synthesis of primer
Cellular component (GO): alpha DNA polymerase:primase complex
Source: RefSeq, a predicted model, not a curated record